Molecule: messenger RNA, 2802 nt
Organism: Mercenaria mercenaria
Lineage: Eukaryota; Metazoa; Mollusca; Bivalvia; Venerida; Veneridae
Exons: 5
Coding region: 1069-2802 (577 amino acids)
Molecular function (GO): protein binding
Source: RefSeq, a predicted model, not a curated record
GCAUCCCUCCUUAUAUUUUAUUUCCGGUGGUUCUGCUUAAGUUAUCGCUCGUGGUGAAAUAAUGCACGGAGGGGCACCUGGGGUCUCCCUCCACCAUCAUAGCUGAACAGUCGUCAUAUGACCUAAAUUUGUGUCGGUACUACGUUAAACAACUGGCUCAUGGAAAACUUAAUAUGGUAGAAUUCAAAAUACCAUGAUAUUGAAAGAUACACUCACAAAUGUUAUUCAUUAUGUUAUCUUCCGAAAAUGAUUUAUAUAAUGUGAAUUGAACCAUUUAAUUAAUCAUUCAUGUUUCCAGUUACAUUUUUUAUCACUUUUAGUUUCUAAACCUACCCUUUUUGCAAAAACGUCAGUAUCAAAUAUAAUGUCUAUUUAACAUAAAACGGUCAUAUUUUAUAAAAUCUUUCAAAUGAUUGGAAAGAUAUGCAAAUUUUUGUUUUUCAAAUAUCAUGCGUCGCUACGACUGUCCGAGUCAAGGUAAUGUUUAAAAGGUACUUUCUGUUGCUCGUUUGGUAUUUUGUAACUAACGAAAUACCUGAAAUACCUUACAACUGUCACUUUUUAUGAAUGUUCUUUUCUCUCUUUCUCUUUGUGUACUGAUUCGUGAAAAGAAGGAUGGAUUUAGUUGAACUUUUAUACUCGGGUAUACAAUCGUUAUAUCCAGGUCAAGAGUGAAUUGUUGAAGUUCAUAAUAUCUUUGCAAGAGUUAUUGUCCUGUUGUGACUUAAAGUUCAGCACAAUGUCGACACUUGAAAUGAUGAAUAUAAAUAAUUUUAGUACACAUGUGUAUAUAUGAUUAUAAAAUACAGGCCAAUUUUUGUUCGGUUACAAUCCUCAAAAUUUCGGAGUAAUGUUCAUUUUUCGACUUAAAGUUUGUAUAUAAUGAUUUUUAUUACUUAAAAUAAGGGUAUAUUUUGCUCCCUCUUCAUAUAUUGUUUAUAUUGCAUCGACUUUAUAUGAUCUAUAGCGUCUUUUUUAGACAAAGAGAUUACAGUAUCGGCUGAUAACAUAGAGUUAGACACGUUCAAAACUGACAUAGGCAACGCUUGGAGAACACUUGUGAGUUAUAUGAUUCCAGAUCCUAUACUGGACUGUUCUUUAGAGUUCAAAUUAUUUGGUUUUGGAAAGACAAGACAUAUAAAGGAAAACAAGGGCACAUUGGAAAAGAACAGGGAAAUUCUGCGUAAAGUAAGAUCUAAGGGUGCAGUUGGUUAUAACAGCUUUAAGAAAUGUCUGAUAAACACGAAACAGAUGUUAUUGGUCGAAUUGCUGGAAUGUAUUGAAAACGGUGAAGACACUAACGUUUUGGAGAACAAUCUUUUUUACGAGAAGGUCAAAACAAAAGUGGUUCAAGAAAUGCCAUCAGCUCCAAAACAACUAAUAAUUAGUGAAGUAACAUCUGAAUCAUGUCAGCUGCACUGGCAAAAGCCAGAGAGCAAUGGAGGUAGCAGCAUAAAAGGCUAUCUGGUUCAGAUGCGUGAAGCAAACAAAACAGACUGGAUAGAUGCCAGUACAAGUGUUUCAACUCACAUUGUGAUCAGCAGCUUAAAGAGAAAGAGGCAGUAUUUGUUUCGUGUAGCAGCAGAAAAUGAAUAUCUUACCGGAGAAUUCGCAGAAAUUGUUGGGCCUAUAACUACAACUGAUGUUGAAAAACUGGAGGAAGAUUUCAUAGAUCUCUACAGGAAAAUGUGUGAAGAAAUAGAGCCAGGAACAUGUAAAUAUGAGUUAUGCUGUCAAAUUGUUGAACUGCUUCUUAAACGAUCGUUUGAAAAACAUCCGGACAUGCAACAGUCGCGCGAACAAUCCAUGAGUGAUAUCCCACAAUGCUUCAGUGAACAUGAACAUUCUAAGAAACAUUACCUACUUCUGAAGGCUUUAGGACAAUUAGCAUUUGAAACGUUAUUCAGUGAAACAAAGGCGAGCACUCUUGUGUUUAACCAGUCAAUGACAGAGAAACACCUAACACCAGAGAAUUUGAAACUAAGUCUUGCCUCGGGACUGUUAACACAAAGUACAGAAAAGACAUUCACAAAACAAAUUUCCAAGUUUUCAUUCUCGCACGAAACAGUAAAGAAUUUUUUCUGUGCAUUGUACUUUAGCUGUCAAAAUGAAAGUGAUGUCAAAGAAAUCUUUCUGAAGGAAUGCAAAAGUUUGCAAAGGAUUCUUGACAUGUCGACAGUGCUUGUUUUCAUCAGUGAAAUGAAUGAAGAAAUCAUUUCUUCAAUAUCUCGCAAUUUUAUGUCAGUAAUCAGUGAAGAUAAGAGAACGAGCGAAUACAGAACUACGAGUGAUGAGUACUGUGGACCUCUGAAAGACAUACAAGACAUGUACAUUUCUUGUAUGAAAGAAAACACGAGCAAUAAGGAACUCAAAAUUUGCUGCCAAGAUUUUUUCUUUAGCGAAGAUUGUAAAGAAGAAAAAUACUUUAACCAUUUAACGCAGCUCUCAGUGGACAAUAAAAACAACAUGGCGUCAAUAAAUAUCAACACAGACCGUGUAUUUGGUUGUGGUCGUAGUUUACGUGAAAUUAUUGAUUGUUGUGAUCUAGUUGAUCCGUUCAGCGUCAAUAAAAUAUACUACGAGGGUUACGGUGAAAACGCGCUACUUCCUGUACUGUUAAACAAGUCAACGAAAUGUCUCACUGUUAGAUCGCCUUUUGGUUCUUGGAGUCGUGAAAUGUUGGAAACAUUACAGAAUAAUUCUCAGUUACAAGCAAUUUAUAUCUUAGGUAGUGGAGAAACUUUCACACAAAGUCACAGUAAAAAUAGUCGGGAGUCAGAGAGAACGGAAAACAGAGUUUAA